AUGGGAACAGGACAACAAUUCAGUCAGCAUUUGGUUAAGUGUAUUGAGGCCAACAUGAAGACGGUCAGGUGCUUCAUGGUGACGCUGUAUGACCGGGAUAACUCCGAGUUCACUGUAGCAGAGACCACUCCGACUGGUUCUUUCUCCUUGGGUACUUACAGAGUAUCACUUGCCUCUCGGACAUGUGACUGCGGGUACUUCCAGGCUCUUCAUUUCCCGUGUCAGCACGCACUUGCAUGCUGUGCAUACUCACGGGUCAUCUGGACCUCUUACGUUCACAGCGUCUAUCAGAUUAGCUCGGUGUUCAGUGUGUAUCGGAUGGGAUUCACACCUCCGAUCCCGGAGGGCUUCUGGCCACCUUACGACGGGCCCACGGUGAUUCCAGACCCUAACAAGAGGCGUGCCAGAGAGGGUCGUCCUAGAUCCACUAGGAUACGGACGAAUAUGGACGAGGCAAAUCUGAAUCGGCCAAAGAGGUGCGGCCUAUGUCGCCAACCCGGACACACACGAUGUAGUUGCCCACAGGUUGGAGGAUCGUCUCAGACAGGACACCAUUAG
This is a messenger RNA of Arachis stenosperma, 558 nucleotides long. RefSeq lists its product as uncharacterized. Gene Ontology annotation, molecular function: zinc ion binding. The transcript has a single exon. The record is from RefSeq and is a predicted model, not a curated record. Bases 1 to 558 code for a protein of 185 amino acids. Lineage: Eukaryota; Viridiplantae; Streptophyta; Magnoliopsida; Fabales; Fabaceae.